AUGGCUUCAACAAUUAAUCCCCAAAACGAACAAGAAACCUCGUAUCAAAGAGCUUAUAACGGACCCUAUGGCACCUUUGCCAAAAUUUUUCUUCGUCCUGAUAUUAACUUCGAUUAUCUAGAAGAGGUAGCCUCGGACUUACUCUCUUCCGAAAGAGAGCAUGGUGAAAGAUAUACAAUUGAUGCGGGAUUUCGUAUUUUUCUAUUGUUUUUUAAUGUGAGCAUUGCAAAGCUUGCAACACGAGAAUCUUCUUCUAUUGAGAAGGUUACUUGGGUCCGUACGUUGCUUCGAGUUUUUAAAAGUCAGGAUUUUCUUGGUCUUGUGAGUGUUGGAGGUCUUUUGAGAGGCUAUCAAUUACAUAAAGCAAAUCAAAAAAGAAGAAUCGUUGGAGAACUUAUCAGUGAGGUGGAAGAUGUAUUUAUGGAAUUGCUUGAUAAGAUUCUUGAUGAACAUUUUGAAUCUGCUGAUGAUGAUAUAAAAGACACGAUUGCAUUUCUUUGCGGUCGAUGCCUCGCAUCCAUUCCUACUAGGAGAUUACAGCAUUUGCGAAAAAAGACAAAACUUUUAGAGCUUAUCAUAAAAGUAAUUAUAAAUAACCCGCGCACUUUUCAAGGGGGACAAUUUAUUAGAGACAUUACUGAGGAAAUUGGGGCACAUAAAGAAAUAAAAUGGACGAAAGAGUUUCAGUCGUAUAAAAAUUUACAAACCCUAAGUAAACAAGCUCCUUUCACUGAAAUGGGGCCAAUAUCAAGAGCGGUAGGCAAACUGAUCAAGAUUGACGAGAAGGAAGAUUUAAUUAACAUUCUUUACCAUAUCAGUGAUUUUGCCCAUAAUUUGUAUCUUUUAUGGGAGAAAUGUCCACUCAGUCGAAUUGUUAAUGAAGAACUUAUGGACGGUGAAACAAAACAAGCUACGCCAUUGCUUUGGCAUAUUUUUAAAACAAUUCUUUUCACAAUUACGAUGAUAUUCAAAGCUAUUGUGGACAAUUCGCUCGUAAAGAAUGGAUAUUGUGAUAAAGGGGAAGAAAAAAUAGAUAUGUUGUUGACUUUUUCACAUCUUUAUUUCAUCACAAUUCGUUUCGAUUUAUAUGGAUUUCCUGUAUACAAAGAAAUCUUCUUCAAUAUCUUGAAUCAAUUAAUGGAAACUUCUCUCUGCAAUGAAGUUCUCGAUAUCCUCAAACCUAUUGAGGUGAUGAAAGUACUUGAAGAUGAGAUAGUCGAACAAAAGCUAUUACCUACAUUAUGCCCAUACCUUACAGAUAAUUCGAAGAUAUAUUUGUUUGAAUCGGCGCAUUCAACAGUGUUGGCGAUUUAUGUCACUCAAAAAAGGAUUUCUAGAGAUUUCAGUUCUUACUAUUCGAAUUUACUGCUUGAGGGAUAUCCUGCGUACCUUUCAAUUGAACAACUUCGGGCUGCCUAUGCCACUAUGAUUAAAUCUUUAUCGGAAACUGAUGAUGCUUUAGUUUGGUACUGUCUAGAAAGUCUAUUGAAUAAAAUAGAAAGUCUUCCAACUUCAAAUUUAGAACUUUCAGAACAGAAAUCUACUAAUAUCACUUAUACCACUAAGACCAAUGAAAACGAAACGAAAGAAAGUUCGGAAUCUGGCUCAUCAGAUUCCAUCACUACUACUACUGCUGGGACAAAUAAUAACGAAACGAAAGAAAGUUCGGAAUCUGAUUCAUCAAAUAUAUAUCCAAAUGCUAGUGAAAAAGAUGCUAUUUCAGCAGCGUUAUACCUUCAACGCGGCCAUCUUCUGCUUACUUUAAUCGAUCAAGUGGGAACAGUCAACCUAAUUUUUCUGGAGACUUUAUUAUUCAAAAUUAAAUAUUUGAUAUCAUUGGAAUCAAAUGGAAUAGCGAAAAGUGCACUCCAGAAAGCAUUAUUUGACGUGUUGAGCAAAAAUUUGGAUUAUACAAAAAAAGAUGCGGGUGUAAAAUGGUGGUUAAAUGAAGGACGAGAAAUUACAGGGGACAUUCAAUCUUAG
Messenger RNA from Ambispora leptoticha, 1983 nucleotides. The record is from the annotation of a GenBank genome assembly. Lineage: Eukaryota; Fungi; Glomeromycota; Glomeromycetes; Archaeosporales; Ambisporaceae.